This is a messenger RNA of Histoplasma capsulatum G186AR, 555 nucleotides long. RefSeq lists its product as uncharacterized. The transcript is spliced from 8 exons. The record is from RefSeq and is a predicted model, not a curated record. Bases 1 to 555 code for a protein of 184 amino acids. NCBI's taxonomy places the organism in Eukaryota, Fungi, Ascomycota, Eurotiomycetes, Onygenales, Ajellomycetaceae.
AUGUUUGCUGCAAGCCACACUGCAUCAGACAAAACUCCCAGAAAUGGCGGAUUACCGAUUACUUGUCCUCAAAAGGCAACAAAACCUCAAGGCAAAGCUAGUGUCGAAAUGAUUAACAAACUCUCCCCAAGCGGACCUACUGGGUCAAAGAAAAGUCGAGGUGAAAUCGAGCUAAUAUUCACGUUCAUUGAAUCCAAAGUUGCAGAAUCCAAAGUUGCAGAAUCCAAAGUUGCAGCAUCCAGAACGUUUCCGGGCCUCUUCGCUUUUCACGAGCGAGCAAGUAAAAUAAGAUACGCAUCGCGGCCCAACCACGACAAAGACUCUCAAAUGGCUGAGGUCAAAGCCGCCAGACACCUGACAUACCCUGCGAUGUCCGGGGGAUCCUCAGUGAGAGCUGAUAGCUCCAUCAUCAAUAUCAAAGAUGACAGUACAAAGGACAGACCCUGUCUCCAAUUCAAUUUCACCUUAGAUUCGGCUUUUAUGCAUGACUGGGAGCCAGAGAUUCUCUGCUAUAAUGCUGGGAAUGAGAUAAGAACACUUGGCCAUCAUCUAUGA